Messenger RNA from Aspergillus wentii DTO 134E9, 1191 nucleotides. RefSeq lists its product as uncharacterized. The transcript has a single exon. Bases 1 to 1191 code for a protein of 396 amino acids. The record is from RefSeq and is a predicted model, not a curated record. NCBI's taxonomy places the organism in Eukaryota, Fungi, Ascomycota, Eurotiomycetes, Eurotiales, Aspergillaceae.
AUGAUGAACCCUUACAUUAGCUGGGCCCUGCUGCUCGUCGUGGCAGGUGGCCUUGGAUGGUAUUAUAAUAAUGGAGCAACCCCUAAGGUCAAGGCUCCCGUCAAGCCUGUGGCAGAGAAGAUCGAGAGCGCACCAAGCGUGAAGAAACCAAAGAAGAAAACAAAGAAGACCCCCGAACCCUCUACUUCGACUCCCAAGGCCGAAGAAAAACCCGCCGCUGAAUUCAAGGCUCAGGAGGCCGACAAGCCCGAUGAGGAGAUUGACAAGAACGAGAUGGCCAAGCGUUUUGCUGCUGUCAAGAACGGAACUCCCCAGACUAGCACCAAGAGCACCAAGUCUCAGAAGAAGAACAAGAAGACAGCUGCUAGCCAGCUCGAAGUCAACAACAGCAGCGAGCGCUCUGGCUCGCGCGUGUCCACUCGCACAGCCUCUACGAACGGAGCCGAUGCUGACGAUGAUCUCUCCCCCGCUGAAUCUCCCGAGGUGAACGCCACCUCGUCUGCCGGAUACGUUUCUGACAUGCUUGAGGCUCCCGCUCCAGGUGCAUCGGUUCUCCGCGUUACGGGUUCCAUGGAAUCGGAGCCAAAGAAGCAGAAGGCUCAGACAUUCAAGCAAGUCGAGACCAAGAAGCAGCGCCAGCAGAGAAUGAAGAACGAUGCUCGUAAGCAGCAGAUCCAGGAGGCCGAGGCUGAGAGACGUAAGCUGCUCGAGAAGCAGCUUCACACUGCCAGAGAAGCUGAGCGCCGCGAGGCUGCCAAGUCUAAGCUGGCCGCCCCGACCAAUGCCUGGCAGAGCAACGGUGCUGUCGCCAACGGCACCCCCAAGCCCACUCAGGCCCCCAAGGUGGACCUUUUGGACACAUUCGAGAACGAAACUCCAUCAACCAAGGCCACUCCUGCGGCCUCGAAGAAGUGGACUCAAAGCCUCCCCUCCGAGGAAGAGCAGAUGCGUAUUCUUGGCGCUGCUAAUGGAGAUGAUGAGUGGACCACCGUGCCUAGCAAGAAGGCACCCAAGAAGAAGGGCGGAAAGACCGAUGAGAGCCAGAGCGAUCUCAGCGCUUCCGAAAGCAACCCUAUCCCCGAGGUUGCUCCUGUUGAAAAGCCCAAGGUCACCAUCAAGCCCACGUACCUGCCCGACAUUCUGCAGUCCAAGCAGAAGGGCCACCCUCUUGACUCCGACUGGGCUGCCUAA